CAUCUUGACAGAGUCUUGUAGAACAAUAUUAGUCUACUGUCCCUCAUGGCAGAGAUGUUCACAAGUCACUUUUUCCAAGUCCAAGUCAAGUCUCGAGUCUUUGAGGGGCAACCCUAACCCUAACCCUAACCCUAACCCUUUUUCAGAGGUCACAAAGACCCGUCUGUGUGUCGUCUGUCUGUAGCACAUUUGUAUUGGGCGCUCGUCAGCUGUUUUUAAUGAAAUAUUAACAGACCAUCUGAGGUCUGUGACUGGAAAAAUAACAAAGUGACUCAUGGAGGUCCUUGAAUUUUCUGCCGCAGGUCCUUGAACCUCUCCAUGCUCAGGUGUGUAACAUGUUAAUCCAGGUUGUACAGUGUCUGUUACUGUAUAUGCUGCCAUAGAAAUGGAACGGUGUAGAUCAGCACUCCUACUGUGGCUGGAUGACUAGACACUGUAGAGUUUUAGACUUGAAUGUUAUAUUUCACUUGUAUCUGAGUGUGUAGUGUGUGUAGUACAGUGUGGUAAUCAACGGUUGGUUCGCCUCCCUUUCACUUCCAAUAUUCAAUCUCAACCUACUUGUUGAAAGAUUUUUCUUCAGAUUUCUGGUGGACUUCUGGCAGAAGAAUUGAUUAAAAACUAAAGUUUUUUUCUUCAAAAUUAUCUUUGCACCUUCUUUGAGCUGCUGCCUCCAGGGGGCACCACAGAGGAUUAUCUGCCUCCAUCUCACCUUGUUAUCUGCCUGUCCCACUUUGACAUCAAACAUCUUCAUGUCACUACAUCCUUCCUCAGAGGUCUUCCUCAGCUCCAGUCCAAACCACCUCCACCUUCACUGUCCCUCCAUCCUGGUCGCUCCCACUGAAGAUCUCAGGAUCUUCAUCUGCUCCAGCUCAGCCUUGUGGCUGUUAGACAGGUGUGUAUGCUGUGUUCUGUGGGGUAUCAUCUGUUUUCGUGCCACCGCUCGGAGAAGACGUGCCGGCGCUGGCUGGCUCUGGACUAUGCAGGCAUCUCCGUUGGCAUCCUGGGCUGCUACGUGCCUGGAAUCUUCUACGCCUUCUACUGUAAUGCAUUUUGGCGACAGGUCUACCUCCUGACCGUCCUCUCCCUGAUCCUGGCCGUCUUCUGCGCUCAAGUCCACCCAGAUUACCUCAGCAACGACUGGAGACGCAUACGAAUGGCCAUCUUCUUCUGUGUGGCCGGCGUCAGUGUGAUCCCAGCAUGCCACUGGGUGUGGCUUAACGGUGGCUUCACCUCUGAUGUAGUACAGGUUUUCCUGCCUCGGGUGGUGGUGAUGUACCUGAUCGCUGGAUCGGCCUUCCUCUUCUACGUCACCAAAAUUCCUGAGCGCUACUUUCCUGGCCAGAUGAACUACCUGGGAGCCAGCCACCAGGUGUGGCACAUCCUGGUGGUUGUGAUGUUCUACUGGUGGCACCAGACGGCUGUGUACAUCAUGCACUUAAGACAUAGUCAGCCCUGCAGCAGCAGCAGCAGCAGCAGCAGCAGCAGCAGGAGUUAAGUACAGAACAAAUAUCCAUAGAAAAAAGAAAAGUUAAA
Cynoglossus semilaevis (tongue sole) is the source of this 1533-nucleotide messenger RNA. Its product is annotated as progestin and adipoQ receptor family member 3-like. The record is from RefSeq and is a predicted model, not a curated record. Gene Ontology annotation, molecular function: signaling receptor activity. The transcript is spliced from 5 exons. Gene Ontology annotation, cellular component: membrane. Bases 899 to 1495 code for a protein of 198 amino acids. NCBI's taxonomy places the organism in Eukaryota, Metazoa, Chordata, Actinopteri, Pleuronectiformes, Cynoglossidae.